Molecule: messenger RNA, 493 nt
Organism: Manduca sexta (tobacco hornworm)
Lineage: Eukaryota; Metazoa; Arthropoda; Insecta; Lepidoptera; Sphingidae
Product: immediate early response 3-interacting protein 1
Exons: 3
Coding region: 137-382 (81 amino acids)
Biological process (GO): endoplasmic reticulum to Golgi vesicle-mediated transport
Cellular component (GO): COPII-coated ER to Golgi transport vesicle; Golgi membrane; endoplasmic reticulum membrane
Source: RefSeq, a predicted model, not a curated record
CAGAAAUUGGCACUUGGCAAUCGAUUGUUGACAGCUGGUUGACAGUAAAGAAUAGAGAUUUGACAGAUUUGUUAUGAUUUGUCGCAAAAGGAUUUAAAAGUUUGUUUUUAAAUAAUUUAUUUAAAAUUUUCACAUCAUGUUGACAUUGUGGAAUUUAUUUGAAGCUAGUUUAUUAUGCUUGAAUGCCGUUUGCGUACUCCAUGAGGAGAGGUUUAUGCAAAAAAUGGGCUGGGGAGCGAACACACCAAACCAAGGCUUUGAAGACCAAUCCUCCAUCAAAUUCCAAAUAUUGAACCUAGUCAGAUCAAUCAGAACUGUCACUAGGAUUCCACUGAUAAUACUCAAUAUUCUAACAAUUAUAUUUAAAUUAAUACUAGGGUAACUGGAGAUUGUCAGAAAAAAUAUAAAUGUAAGGUACAAUAAAUUGAGUUAAUAACCCAAUAAAGAAUAUUUGGUAAAUAAAUGUACUCAAUAAAGCAUAUUUUUUAUGGUU